This is a messenger RNA of Danio aesculapii, 621 nucleotides long. Its product is annotated as purine nucleoside phosphorylase-like. The transcript is spliced from 5 exons. The record is from RefSeq and is a predicted model, not a curated record. Bases 1 to 621 code for a protein of 206 amino acids. Gene Ontology annotation, biological process: nucleoside metabolic process. Gene Ontology annotation, cellular component: cytoplasm. Gene Ontology annotation, molecular function: purine-nucleoside phosphorylase activity. Lineage: Eukaryota; Metazoa; Chordata; Actinopteri; Cypriniformes; Danionidae.
AUGUCUGUGACAAACAUGAUAUUUAGGAAAAAUGAAGAGCAUGUUGAAGGACUGAAUUCUGUGGUCUUGACUCAGGAACAGGGAGGGGGUAAAGUACAGUUUGAGGAUUGCCAGGCCACCGCUGACUGGCUCCUGUCCCAGACUGCAGUGCGCCCUCUGGUGGGCAUCGUGUGCGGUUCGGGUCUGGGUGGAUUGGCUGAUGCUCUGAAAGACCAGGUCCUUCAACUACCGGGACAUUCCCAACUUUCCUCAGAGUACAGUUCACGGUCGGGUCGGCUGGUCUUUGGCACUUUAAAGGGCAGGCCGUGUGUCUGCAUGCAGGGGCGCUUUCAUCUCUAUGAAGGAUAUCCCAUCCAGAAGAUUACGAUGCCGAUGCGGAUUUUCAAGAUGCUGGGUGUGGAGACAGUGAUUCUUACCAACGCUGCUGGCGGUUUGAACCAAGAUUAUAAAGUAGGAGACAUCAUGAUCAUCAAAGACCACCUCAACAUGCCUGGAUUUGCAGGAGGAAACAACCCUCUGGCGGGACACAACGACGAAAGCGUUGUGGACUUGAAACCCGUAACCAACUACAUCUCCGACAUUGUGGCGCAGGAGGAGCAGAUAUACUGUACUGGGCCUUGA